Molecule: messenger RNA, 2089 nt
Organism: Raphanus sativus (radish)
Lineage: Eukaryota; Viridiplantae; Streptophyta; Magnoliopsida; Brassicales; Brassicaceae
Product: pentatricopeptide repeat-containing protein At1g68980, mitochondrial
Exons: 1
Coding region: 157-1992 (611 amino acids)
Molecular function (GO): protein binding
Source: RefSeq, a predicted model, not a curated record
UCUCAUGUUCACAGUUUCCAGCGGAAGAGGAUUCUUGUUUGCCUCUUCUCUUCGUUGCCGUCUGCAAUGUUCUCCUUUAUUAAAACCCUAAACCCAUCUCCAAAAACCCCUCCUUUGAGUCUACUCGGAGACAAAGACGAUACCUUUGAUCUCUGAAUGUUGAGAAAAACUCUAACUUUACUCCCACGAACAAGAAGACCCUUCUCCUCUUCUUCUUCUUCGCCUAAACCCCUAACCCAUCUCCAAAGAUCCUCCUUUGAAUCCCUCGACACCGAUCAAGCAUGGAAGCUCUUCCGCUCCUUCGCCGCCUCUUCCUCUCUCCCCGACAAGCCUCUCCUCAACUCCCUCAUCACCCACUUAUCCUCCUCCCUCCACCUCGACAACACCACCACUCCCCCCCUCAGACACAGACUCAAACGCGCAUUCGUCUCCGCCGCUUACGUCAUCGAGAAAGACCCAACCCUUCUCGAAUCCGACACUCUCCUCACUCUCUUCCAAUCCAUGAAACUCGCCAAAGCCGCCUCCCCCGCCUUGGCGUUAAUCAAGUGUAUGUUCAAAAACAGAUUCUUCGUUCCGUUCCAUCUCUGGGGGAGUUUAAUCAUCGACACGUGCCGCGAAACCGGCACUUUAGUUCCCUUUCUCAAACUCUUUAACGAGAGCUGCAGAGUCGCAGUGGACGAGAAGCUUGAUUACAUGAAACCUAAUCUGGAAGCUUGUAACGCUGCUCUCGAAGCGUGUUGUCUGCAUCUAGAGUCUCUACCCGAUGCCGAGAGUGUGAUUGAGUUGAUGUCUGUGAUCGGUGUGAAGCCUGACGAGUCCACCUUCGGGUUUCUCGGCUAUUUAUACGCGAUAAAGGGACUUAAAGAGAAGAUAAAGGAGAUUGAGAGUUUGAUGGAUGGUAAUAAGAGAGUUCUUUACUCUAAUUUGAUAAGCGGUUAUGUUAAGAUUGGUGAUUUAGAUAGUGUUUCCGAUGUUAUACUACAAAGUCUUUGUAGUUUCAGUGAAGAAACGUAUUGUGAGAUUGUGAAAGGGUUUAUAGAGAGUAAGAAGGUGAAGAGUUUAGCUACACUGAUAAUAGAAGCACACAAGCUGGAGGAGUCUCUGUGUACUACUGAGUCAGACAAGUCAGUUGGGUUUGGUAUCGUUAACGCUUGUGUUGAUCUUGGGUUUUCGGGUAAGAGUAUACUCGAUGAGAUGGAUGCUCAGGGAGGAUGUGGUGGGAUCGGUGUUUAUGUACCUAUCUUGAAGGCUUACUGCAAAGAGAACAGAACAUCUGAAGCUACUCAGCUUGUUACAGAGAUCAGCAGCUCCGGAGUUGUUCAGCUAGAUGUGGAGACUUACGAAGCUUUGAUCGAAGCUUCCAUGACAAAACAGGACUUUGUGUCUGCGCUUGCGUUGUUUAGGGACAUGAGAGAGAUGACGAGAGUGAGUGAUUUGAAAGGGAGCUACUUGACAAUCAUGACGGGACUUCUCGAGAGUCAGAGACCAGAGUUGAUGGCAAAGUUUGUGGAGGAGGUUCUUGAAGAUACGAGAGUGGAAGUGAAGUCACACGAUUGGAACUCGAUUAUUCACGCCUUUUGUAAGUCCAAGCGAGUGGAAGAUGCAAAGAGGACGUUUAGGAGGAUGGUGUUUCUUCGGUACGAGCCGAACCAACAGACGUACUUGUCGUUGAUCGGUGGAUACGUGAGCUGCGGAAGGUACUUUGAGGUUGUGGUGUUGUGGAAAGAGUUCAAAGAGGAGGGGAGAACGAAGUUGGACCAUGGUCUCGCGGAUGCGUUCUUGAAUGCGUUGGUUAAGGGAGGGUUCUUUGGGACAGCGAUGCAGGUGGUGGAGAAGUGUAGGGAGAUGAAGAUAUUCGUGGAUAAGUGGAGGUACAAGGCGGUGUUCAUGGAGGCUCUGAAGAAGGUUAGGUUGCCGAAGUUGAGGAAGAGGAAGAUGAAGAAGAUUGAGUUUCUUGAUGCCUUUAAGAACUGGGUUGGGAUCACCACAUGAAUAUUGUUUUAACUUUGUACCUUCUCUGUUCUUUUAUACCAAAUUACACUAAUAGUAUGCCCCUGAAAAGAUGAUAUAAUAAGAAGAUUCUUUUACA